Molecule: messenger RNA, 1359 nt
Organism: Entrophospora candida
Lineage: Eukaryota; Fungi; Glomeromycota; Glomeromycetes; Entrophosporales; Entrophosporaceae
Source: the annotation of a GenBank genome assembly
AUGAGGAAUAGUUUAAGUCAAGUAUUAUAUUACACCGCAUGGGUAUUUAUAUUUAAAUCAAGGAGAAGAGAGGACUCUGGAAUAUGUAUCUCAUCCACCAAAAAAUCAACAACUGUUUCAUCUUCAAAAAAUGAAAGUUUAGAACUUUGGGUCGAUGAUUUAUUAAAGGAAUUUGAUAAUAUCGUCUCAAUUAAUUUAAACAUUGACCCAAAUCAAGAUAGAGUUAAACAAUUAAUUAAAAAGAUUAACGAAGGACUACUAAAUAAAACUCCAGAUAAUCAUAAUAAUGAAAAAAUACUUGAUGAAUCUUCAAAGAAAAACUCAAAACUACGAAAAAAUCCAAUAUCGUGCGUUUCUGAUUUUAUAAAGAAUGCAGCAGAAAAAAGUGUUUCCAUAUUUGAAAAAUCAGAAUCCCCCGAAAAUAAAAAACAAGAAGAUCAGGCUAGAAAGCGUCUCGAACUAGCCCGUAAAAAAACCAGAAAACUUACAAUAAAUAUUGGUUCGAUCGAGAAAAAAAGUAAAAAUGAACGUUUAUUAAAUGGUCGAUAUCUCAUCGACAAAAGAAAUACAGUUGGUGAAGGUCACCAUGGAAAAGUUUUUAAGGGUAUUGACAUACAAAAUGAAACACGUGUGGCAGUUAAAUGUUUAAAGAAACAAUUUAAAUGUUGUUUGGGUACAAUACAAUAUGCAAAUAAAAAACAAUUAAAGAAGAAUUCUGAAAUAAUUAAUGAAGGAAGAAUGAUGUUACAAAUGGAUGGCUUGGUGAAUUUAGUUGAAACUCCCAAAAAAGUUUACUAUAUAAUGCCACUAGCAAAUAAAGAUUUGAGCGAUGUGAUUUAUCGUAAGAGAAUGACUGAAAGUUAUGCUCGUGGAUUUAUGAAACCAAUACUUGAAGCUGUUAAAGCUAUGCAUGAUGCUGGUUAUGUUCAUCGUGAUAUAAAGCCUGAAAAUAUCAUGUUAUAUGAAGAUGAAUUUGCAAAACUUGGUGAUUUUGGUCUUUCGACUGAAUUUGGUUAUCAUUCAGGUUUACAAGUAGUAGGAACUCCUGCUUUUGCUGCUCCUGAAAUACUUGGUCAAUUCCAUCGUACAGAUAAAUUGGCAUGGUUAAAUUAUAAACGUGCUGAUUUGUGGUCAUUGGGUGCUACUUUUUACGUAUGUUUGGCUGGUAGAUAUCCAUUCGAUGAUCAGAAACCAGUAAUGGAACAAGUAUACGCCGGUGUAAAAUUUCCUGAAAAACGGUUUGAAAAUUACUCGCCAGAUGCGAUCGAUCUUAUUAAAAGAUUAAUGAUAAACGAUCCAUUGAAACGUAUAUCAAUUGAUGAGGCACUUAAUCAUCCUUUCUUCACGAUGAAUAAAUAA